Emiliania huxleyi CCMP1516 is the source of this 1694-nucleotide messenger RNA. RefSeq lists its product as hypothetical. Gene Ontology annotation, molecular function: serine-type carboxypeptidase activity. The record is from RefSeq and is a predicted model, not a curated record. The transcript has 6 exons. Lineage: Eukaryota; Haptophyta; Isochrysidales; Noelaerhabdaceae. The coding region runs from base 1 to 1326 and encodes 441 amino acids. Gene Ontology annotation, biological process: proteolysis.
AUGCACUUAGGUGAGAAAUGGAUGAGACACACCACAUGGAUGUUGACAGGAUCGGAUCCGAUUGCUCCUCUGUGCCUUAGGGCCAUAUUACAGGCACUGACUUAUUCUGGCGCCGGCCGCCCCCCCCCCUGCCCAGUCCAGCAGUACUCGGGCUACUUCAAUCUCUCCACGGGUGACAAGCACCUCUUCUACUGGUUCUUCUCGUCGCGGUCGUCGCCCGACACUGAUCCCGUCGUGCUCUGGCUCACUGGCGGGCCCGGCUGCAGCAGCGAGGUGGCUCUCUUUGGAGAGAAUGGCCCCUGCAAGGUGUCUCCGGAUGGGAUGACCACCAUCCCCAACGCAGCCUCGUGGAACACGCACGCCAACUUGCUGUACGUGGAUCAGCCAGUCGGGACCGGCUUCUCCUAUGGCACCGCCUUUGACCACGACGAGGUCGGGGUGGGAAACGAUAUGUACGCCUUCCUGCAAGCCUUCUUCGGCGCGCACCCGGCCCUGCGUUCCAACGCUUUCUUUGUGUUCGGCGAGUCGUAUGCCGGCCAUUACGUGCCCAACGUGGCGCACCGUGUUUGGGUCGGCAAUGGCGCGGGUGGGGCGCCACACAUCAACCUGGUCGGCAUGUCAGUCGGCAAUGGCCUGACCGACCCCGAGGUGCAGUACGCAUACUAUCCGGCCAUGGCCGUGUCCACCAACCAGCACCAGCCUGCGGUGAGCAACGCAACAUACGAGAAGAUGGCAAAGGCGGUUCCGGGCUGCAUCAAGGCGAUCCGCCGGUGCAACGGUGGCGAGGGGGUCGUCUCGAAGCUCGCGUGCGUCGCGGCAUAUGAGACGUGCAAUGCGGCGUACGACAUGCGGAUCAAGUGCGCAAAACCUCCGCUGUGCUACGAUUUUUCAGGCGUUGGAAAGUUCUUGGAUCGACCAGAGGUGCGGACGGCGCUCCACAUCCGAACGGGCACUGGCACGUGGCAGAGCUGCAAUUUCAAGGUGAACAAAAUGUUUAUGGGCGACUGGAUGAAGAACUAUCAAACGCAAAUCCCCGCUUUGCUCGGCGCGGGCAUCCGGGUACUCAUCUACGCGGGCGACCAGGACUUCAUCUGCAAUUGGCUUGGCAACCAGGCGUGGGUGCGCGGCAUGGAUUGGCCCGGCAAGGCCGCCUUCGACGCAGCGCCGGUCAAACCGUGGUCCGCCGAGGGAAAGCAGGCUGGCGAGGCGCAGGCGGCCGAGGGCCUGACCUUCCUGCGCGUCUUCGGCGCCGGCCACAUGGUUCCGCUCGACCAGCCCAUGGCCAGCCUCCUAAUGCUCGACGCCUUUCUCAAGGGCGAGCUCUGAGUCGGGGAGCAAGGGAAUGGCCCCGCUAGCCAUCAAAGGUAGCGGUGCACGCGGCUCCGCGCGCAGCUCAAUCUUACACGUACACGGCAUACGGUGGUUUGUGUGGGCGUGUGCUCUUGUUUUGGUGGUUGUUUGAAUGUGUGUGUCAGAGUGUGUGUGUAUAAGAGCGGUGUGUCGUGUGUGUGUGCAUGCGUCUAUCGUGUCAGUGUGCGCGUGUGUGGCGUGAGGUGUGUGCUCUCCUAUCACUCCUGUGUGCUCUCUCGAGUCUCGUCUCUGCUCUCUCUCUGCCUGACCCUGAGUUGCAAUGAGUCACUUCUGAGAGCGAUCUCUUCUCUCUACACGGCUUUUUAUAUUAUGAUAUAUGUGCG